Molecule: messenger RNA, 7793 nt
Organism: Pelobates cultripes (western spadefoot toad)
Lineage: Eukaryota; Metazoa; Chordata; Amphibia; Anura; Pelobatidae
Source: the annotation of a GenBank genome assembly
CCCUUAUCCACCCAGAAUAGAGUUUUUUGUCUUGAGGUCCCUAUAUGGAUGUGUUAGAGUGAGAGAUGGAGAUGAAGUCUGUCUGUGCUCCUUGUUUGGGAAGCUGGUGGGAGGGGAACAAACCUUCAGACUAUAUAGUCAAACAUUUUGCAGAUUACCAGUGCACCAUCCCGGAGCAGACUAACCCCAGCAAAGCAGGGUAAGUAAAAGCCUAUCACAAGUGGGUGUAACAUGCCUUGCGUGUAUACUGUGGUCCGUUAUAUUGUAUCAGUACAGGUUCUUUAGCAACCAGCCUUAAUAGUACACAGCCACAUUACAAUACCUAGUCAUUUUAAUAUAUAUAUAUAUAAUGCAUUCAUUUUAUUUGCAGAUUUUAAAGUGGUUUGAAUAUUGAAUUGCAUUAAAGUUUUGAUUUGAUUUGAUUUAUUUUGCAAUUAAAUAUAUUGUGGCAUAUUGCAGGAAAGCAAUAAUUUGGUGCCAGAAGGGUUAAUGGCAAUCUGAGUUUUGUUAGAAAUUCUUUAAUAUGAGCUGCUUGUACUAUGAUUUGUGUUUAAGAUUGGAACCAGUCUACUAUUUUUUUUAUUCUUGGAAAUAUAAAGCAGAUGUUCAACUAUUUCCCUUUCUGCGAGAUGAAAUAUUAACGCAAUUGGGCAUUUAUUUUCUUAGUUAUAAUAAGGAAUAAUGGGACAUUUAGAUCUGCAUUUUGUAUGUAUGUAGUAUGCAUGGGUUUAACCAGUUAGAACAUUAACUUGUCAUUUAUCAAGCAGACAAAUGCAUGGUGCAACAAGACUGCUGGAUUUGUUAAGAAAACAAUGUUUUGCUGUCUGAGACUUGUCUAUCCCAGGCCUGUUUAGUAAAAGUUUGACAGGAGAUAUCACUGUGUCCUCUGAUCGGAGAGAUUCCAUGUUGGUUCGGUGGGCUAUUGCUAAAUAAGGAUUCCCUGUGAACAAACUCAGUAAAUGAUAACUUUCCACAGGCCCCUCCCCACAGUCUAUUUUUUGGCUCAAAGAAAGCCUGAUUUGGUGUAUGAACAAAACCCCUGACCUGGAAUUCUGUUCCAAAAGCAGGCAUCGGACAGACUAUUUCCUAAUUAGGAAAUGGCUCGUUCUAAUUCAGUCACUUCAUUCAUUGUAAAAGCAAUAACCGCAAAUCAAACUGCUUCAGAUAUGACAACGGAUUUUUUUUUUCUUUCUUCAAGCUUAAAGGGAAAAAAAAAAGUUACUUUUAUUUUUUUCUCCUGAGGAAAAAAAAGCAAAAUAUUAACAUUGAAUCUAUGAAUGAAGUUACUUAAGGACAGAAAACUACAAAUACCAGUUUCCAAAAGUUAUUGAUUGUUAAAUGCUUAACGCUUGCUUUCUAUUUUAUUUCAGUGAGUUUAUUGCAAAGCCUAGAUCUUUUUUUUAUUAUAUUUUUUUAAUGUUUCCGUAAUGUUCUAAUAAUUGUUGGUGUAAAGAGGGUGUGACCAUUUUGGCAGGUGUUUCACUAUAGCAACACCAAGUCAUUGGCCAAGAGUAAUAGGAGUUUUAGUUCAACUAAAACCUGGAGCACUGCUAUAUCCCAGCCUUCAAGGUUUUCAGUUCCAUGUCAAAAUAAUCUUACUGGUUAUUUCUGAAAAAUCGGAUUUAGGAGUCAUUUGCUAAUUGAAGCAUCAGUGCUUCAGUUAACCAUAUAUUUUAACACAACAGAUUACAGAAUUACAGAAUCUAUUCAUAUUUUGCAGGAAACUCCACCAUUUGGAUAAUUGUCUAUUGCAACAAAGUAUUGUAGUUUUGGUACUGUAGAAUUUGUGAACUGCAUCUUCUAAUGAUGCUUAGAAAAAACGAAAGGCCCCAUAAAUGUUUAGUCUUUUGGCAUCAUCAUGGAUAAGAAUUUAACUACGUAAUUCUAGCGUUUUAUUAACAUGUGGAUUUGAUAUUAGUUAUCUUUAAAAAAAAAAUAAUGUUAGCCAAUUUAAGGGUUUUCUUGGAAAGGUAGAGGAAAACAGAAUCCAUUUCGCCUUCUCGUGUGGAGAUCUUUAAAAGCAGUCUGGAACAUUUAACUUUUGGCUGAUUUUAAAACAAAUUAGACUUUGCUUGAAGAAAAUCAUGGCAUUAGUGCUUCUAUAUUACUGUAAUUGGUUUUAAGGACUAAUUUUUUUUAUCAUCAUCAUCAUUAUCUUGGUAAAAUCCAGUAUGGAUGUUUUCUCAAUUUUGACAUCUACCAAGCCAAGGUUAAAAGGACACUCCACUGCCCAAAUAUUUUUUUUAUAAAUCACUGUUUAGUAGAUUUACCCAAAUAAAAACAUGUAUGUAUUUCAUGAUGCACUUGUUCCUUUGGGAUAUAUCUAAAAACAGCUUGCAACUACUGCAGAUCUCUUGCCUGCUGCUUUUGCAAGCCUUCCCUUUCUAACCCUGCCCGGACUUUCUGUGGCUGUCCAACCACGGACUUCCCAAGGCAGGUGCUCUGAGCUAUUGCCUGCUUCUUCAGUUUACCUCCACGGAGCUAAUCAAACCAAGAAGUUACAAGACUGGUUGUCCCGAUUGACAGCCAUGGGAUGUCAUAAGAUGAAUUCAUAUAAGUGCCAAUUUCUAUUGAAAACUGAACUUUUUUGCUUAAGUUCUGUAGGCGUCUGAAGUGUCCCAUUAAUUGAAGCCCAUUACCAGGGACAGGCAGAGUGUGAAUAUCCCAUUAUGACCUUGAUCCAGAACAGUUAAAGUGACUAGAGUGUAGCAUGUCCUCAGAGCUCCACCAAAAUAAAUCAAACCUACCUAAAUUGAGCCUAUAAUCUGUGUCUGAGCUACAUCUUGCCCUGAAGCUAUGGAGAGGUAUAAUUCUAACAGAAUGUAAAAAAUAUCCUCGUAUUUACAUUACAUUAAAUAUUUGCUUUCUGUCUAGAUUUUUUUGGUUGAGAGGCUCAAGCAAGUUGAAAUAAAAAGAUGUGUGACGAGGAAGACACUACUGCACUGGUGUGCGACAAUGGUUCUGGACUUUGCAAAGCUGGCUUCGCUGGGGAUGAUGCUCCGAGAGCCGUAUUCCCUUCCAUUGUGGGUCGACCCAGACAUCAGGUAAGAAAGUGAAGGAACAGGAUUUAAAUCGAAAAACUUUGAACCAUGAAGCACGAUGCAAUAAUAUAUUCCUAUCUUCCUAAAUUAACUUUGCACCAGUUUGCAUAUGGUUUCUUCUUUGAUAGUGAUUUCCCAAGGUCAUGUAUCCAUAAUCAUAUUUAGCCUCUGUAGAGUUAAGUAAAUCCCUUUCUAUCAUACAAAAAAAACCCCCAAAAAACGACAUUGCCUUUUUACCUUAAGAGGUGAAGAUGGAUAAUAUGUUACCUUGAAUUGUUACUUUAUUUGUCCUCAUUUAGUAAUUAUCUUUGCAAAAUGUUAGUAGAUGGUAUAUUUUUGUACAGUUUUGCAAUGGUGAGUACAUUAACCAAUAGUUAUGUCCACAAAUGGAAAUAAUAUUUUGACCAAUGAUAUAAAAAUUUAAGCGUAAUGUAGGCCCAAUUGCUAGGUUGGGAAUGUAGAAGAAUUUGUUAUAUUUUGCUCUACAUUUUAUAAAAUUCCAUUUUUCCCAUCACCAUGCCUUACCAAAAUGUGUAUCAUGUACAGACAUUUCAUUACUAUAGCUUAAUAUAUCAAAACAUAAAAAGGACAGAGGAUCAAGACACAUACCCUACUUUUGUCUUGCUCCUGCCAUACCACUGGCUGUUGACCACGGAAACUUGAUUUUUUUUCAGUCUCUGUUUGAAAAAAAAAAAUAAAAAAAUAAAAAUCACAUUGUAAUUCAGACAUGAUUGUCAAAAUGUGGAUUGCUGCUGCAACAACAUACUUCAUAUUCUGAUCCUUCUUCUUUAAAAUAGGGUGUGAUGGUAGGUAUGGGUCAGAAGGACAGCUAUGUUGGAGAUGAAGCCCAAAGCAAGAGAGGUAUCCUGACACUGAAGUAUCCAAUUGAGCAUGGCAUCAUCACUAACUGGGACGAUAUGGAGAAGGUAGAGUUUACCAGUACAAAACAUAUACACAACAUAAUGAUGCAACAUUACACAGUAUAAUUUAUAUACUUUGAUAUUUAGCAAUUUGCAUUACACAUAAACAUACACCAGUGUGUGUUCUGAAUAGUGUGGCUGCAUGAUUUUAUUUAUUUCUUUGAGAUGCAUCUCACAAAUAUAUAUAUAUUUUAAAUAGUAAGUAUGAAUAAUUUAAGUUAUUUUAGCCAUAAUAGACAACUGGCUAAUAAGUGGUCAGAUUCCAUGUUUGUAACCUUGUGAAUUCUGUUUAGAUUUGGCAUCACAGUUUCUAUAAUGAACUGCGUGUGGCACCCGAAGAACACCCUACCCUCCUAACAGAAGCUCCAUUGAAUCCAAAAGCAAACAGAGAAAAAAUGACCCAGGUAAGAUUUAGGAAACGUGUGAGAUACAAGACAGAUGGAGGAUGACCUGUGUAGUCUGAGGUUUGCCUUGAGGUUAAAGAGGCACCUUGACAUAACAGUCUAUAUUAUAAAAAAAAAGACAAAGACCUUGAAAUAGUUUGCUAUAAGCUUUCCAAAUGAUUCAAUAUUUUUAAAUACAUUUUUAAAAUUAUUUAAUAUUCUGAAAAAUAUAUUUUGUUGUUUUUUUUGUUAUGUAUAUUAGGUAUCUUAUGAUUUUUUUUAUAUAUUGAAAAAAGAAAAAAAAUACAUUUUAAAAGUUUAUCUACAAAAACUAAAUCAUUUGGAAAGCUUAUCUAAAAAUAGAGACCACAGUUAACUCUAUUGGUGACUUCUGUACAUAAUUCAUUUGGAAAGUUUUUUUAACAGUAUUGAAUAAUUUGGAAAGCUUAGUAAAUUGAGGUCUAUGUGUUUCAAUAUAAAAGGACACUAAAAACUCUUGAAUUACUACGUAACCAUGGUGAUCCAUUAAUUUUAUAAUUUUUAUGUUGAACAUAAUCUUAUUUUUAAAGAAUCUGGAAGUUGUAAAUAUAUAGUAAAAACUACAAACAAGAAAGUCAUUCAAUAAAUCUAUAGUAAAAAAUACAAACAAGAAAGUCACUCAGUAAAUUACAUUUCCCAUUGUCAUUUCCAGAUAAUGUUUGAAACCUUCAACGUACCAGCAAUGUAUGUUGCUAUUCAGGCGGUGCUCUCUCUCUAUGCUUCUGGACGUACAACUGGUAUGAUUUCAAUAAACCUUCUUGAAAACGUUAUAUUGAGUAAUUCUACAAGUAAAGAAAAAAUUGAUACAGGUUUCAUGUUGGCUUCCUUCGAAUAGGUAUCGUACUUGACUCUGGUGAUGGUGUCACCCACAAUGUACCAAUCUAUGAAGGAUAUGCCCUCCCUCAUGCCAUUAUGCGUCUUGACCUGGCUGGCCGUGACUUAACAGACUACCUCAUGAAGAUCUUGACUGAACGCGGCUAUUCCUUUGUAACUACUGGUAAGUUGGAAAGCCUUGCUCAUUUCUUUGUAUAUCUGUAUGUCCUAGUAGACAAUUUAUGAACAAAAACACACAACAGAGUUGUCAUCUGCAACACCUGGCUUUCUAGUUAUAACUGAAGCUCAAAAGUUAACAUACUGGGAUUUUCUUUUUUUUUCCUGCCAAUAGCUGAACGUGAAAUUGUCCGUGACAUCAAGGAGAAGUUGUGCUAUGUGGCCCUGGACUUUGAAAAUGAAAUGGCUACUGCUGCCUCUUCGUCCUCUCUUGAAAAGAGCUAUGAACUUCCGGACGGUCAGGUCAUCACAAUUGGCAAUGAGCGUUUCCGUUGCCCUGAGACACUUUUCCAGCCAUCAUUCAUUGGUGAGUUUAUAAACCAGUAUUGAAACAAUUCAGGUUUAUGGGUUUGGUUUUUAAUUUUUGACAAAUGCAUUACAUGAAGACUUAAUGCAUAGUUUAAAUCAACCAUGAGGCAUUUUUUCUUUAAGUCACCUUUCUAAAACAGGUAUGCACUGGACGAUAAAGUUACCAUUUUAUAUAGAUCUAUUUAAAAUCUUAAAAGGUAUUGGAAGAAAUGGGUACAAAUCUAGUGCAAAAAAUGGUAACAAAUCUGCAAUAUAGGUCAAGGGACCGGAAGAUUAAAAUACAUAAAUUUAAAUAGAUUUUUUUGCAUAUAUACAUUGGGAAAAAAUAUAUAUAUAUAUAUAUAUAUCUAUAUAUAUAUAUUUUAAUGAAAUUAUUUGACUUACCUGGGAAAUCAUCUUUCACACAGGAAUGGAAUCUGCUGGCAUCCAUGAAACUACUUACAACAGUAUCAUGAAAUGUGACAUUGACAUCAGAAAGGAUCUCUAUGCUAACAAUGUACUGUCAGGAGGUACCACCAUGUAUCCUGGCAUUGCUGACAGAAUGCAGAAAGAAAUCACCGCUUUGGCACCCAGCACAAUGAAAAUCAAGGUAUAUACUCGCCAUCAUUGUAUGCAUGACAAGGUUCGACAAACCUUGAAAAAUAUGUUGUCAAAACUAGAAGCCAAACACAAUAUUGUGGAACAUUGGAUUGACAUUUAUAGAUCUUACAGCACCAGCAUACAUCACAGACAUUACAGUUUCACAGAGGUGGAUGAAUAGUCUAAAUUAAUUUUGAAACAUGUAUAGAAAAGGCUCUCGCAAGACUAUAAAGCCUUGUAAAACUUUAUAACUGCAAUUGAUUAUUUAAUGGUCUUCAUGUCAAUUUAUUUAUUUAUUUAUUUUUAAUUGAUCUUUUGGUCACUGACUUUUUGGUCACAAACUUCCACCAAAAGUAUAUUAUUAUAUUUAUAUAAGCAUUUCAAAUAGUCACAAUCUGUUGUUAAAAAAAAAAAAAAGUUUUCAUAUUAUUGACCUACAAACAUUCCCAUAGAGUUUAAUGGUGAUUUCUGUAUCUAAAAGUUUUUCUAUCAGAUUGUGAUAAUUUGAAAUAUUAAAUAAAGUCCUAAAUUAGCUACAAUUGAUACAUUUCUAAGUCUCUAAAUCAAUCACCCCUCCUCUAAGACCUGUUUGUGUAUACAAGUCUUGCAUUGGAAACUUGCAUCCAAUGUCCCUUUUUCUUUACACUUUAAGAAGUAUAAGAUUUUUCCUUUAGCUAUUUUUUUUGUAACUAUUACAUUAGCAAAUUAUAACUCUGUAAUGGUAUAUCUCACACAUUGUUUCUUUGUCCCUUUUAACCAGAUCAUUGCUCCCCCUGAACGCAAGUACUCUGUCUGGAUUGGAGGCUCCAUCCUCGCCUCUUUGUCUACCUUCCAGCAGAUGUGGAUCAGUAAACCAGAAUACGAUGAAGCCGGACCCUCCAUUGUUCACCGCAAAUGCUUUUAAAAUUUUCUGUCUCCUUUUAUAUUAUUAUUAUUUUCAAUUCCAAUAUAUUAAGUGUACCUUGAAAAGUACAUGCCCACCAUUUCAUUCCAAAAAUAUGUUAUAUGCUCUGAUUGGAUACAAAUCUAUUUUUUUGUUUUUUGUUUUGUUUUUUGAUUAAAGCUUAUGCUACCAGUUACAGUUCUUGUUUUUAAGUGUGUGUGUUAUUUGAGCACCCUCUAGUGGAAUGUUAAAGGACGUACAAAAACAAGGCCUAAUUACUAUGAAUUAUGGUUGCAAAUAAUACAAAGCCAUUAGUCUUCCAAAAUGCUUCUCAUAUAUCCAUUAAAAUAUACAAACACCAUUAUAAGACACAUUAAUACAAAUGUCACUUUUGCCUCAAAACCUUGAAAUCAGACGAGUGCUUAUAGAAGCCAUAUGCGGUCUGGUAAAUAUAGAACAUAGGACUUUUUAAAAUCUAAUCAGGAUAUUCCUUACAUGCUUUUGUUGAAAUGUUUUUUUUCUAUCAAAACACCAUUUCUGUAAUAUACAUGUAUUACUUUUAGCAUGGACAGAUCUUGUAAAUCUUGUG